AGAGAGUGAGAACUGGUAUCCUGGUAGAGGGUUCCUGUACAUGAUCUCCUGUAUAUUUAACACUAUAUCAAUGAUGUGUUCCUCCCUGAUCCUUGUGGUCGUCAUCCUCAUCCCCGCAGCAACAUACAUCGGCAGAUACCAUAUCAUGGCUAUUGUUAUACUUGGAGCAACUGUUCUAGGUAUUGGAUUCCUGAUCAGUGCAACUCUAGCAGGGUUUGGUUUAGAUCCGACUAAAAUUCAAACUGACAGAAUAAUCACUGUUUACAACACUAAUGGUCUCCUAACCUCCUUCCUCAGGUUUACACAGACAGGACAAGGUAAGUGGAAAACAGUACUCGGAGCAACAACUCUGAUAGGACGGAUCUUCUCCUUGGUUACGAUAAACCUGUUUCUUCCUCCGUCUCAGCUCCUGGUUCAUCCAUUCCUACGAUUCUACUCAACCACACCCCGCUCACCAGCUCUGCACUACGCUAUUGCUAAACAGAUUAUUUACUACAAUAUCCUAACUCUCCUCUCCUCUAUCCUACUCUGUGUGGAUAUAGAUCAGUACGGGUUCAACUACAAUAUUACUCAAACAACAAGGAAUCUCCUGAUCUACGCGAAUAUAAGCGGAGUUCCUUGUGUGUUUAUAGCACUCUUUAUCCUAUUCAAGUUCUACAGUUCAUAUGAUCUUUGGUCUUCUAAUGGAGUUCAUCUGGUUUAUUUACAGGAUAAAAUGAAUGAAAGCUCAGAUCCCGAGAUUGCAAACCAGACGGAAUACUCUGUUCUCCAGGACUCUAGUGUAGGAGCAGAUACGGAGAAUAUCACAACCCUGGGUGAGGGUGAAGUUGAACCUGAAGAUAAUGAGGUUGGUGAACCUGGUGCAGAAUCCACCAAACUAGAUCCUGAGGAUGAGGAUAUGAAUGAGAGUACUGAGGCUGACAGGAUGACCGCUGUCAGAAAGCAGAGUAAGAUGCUCCGGGUUAGGCAGGGGGUAGGAACUAGUUCUCUUUACAGGAGAGGAAAGAAGGUUCUGCUCCGAAAACAGAAAGAGAGAUUAAACCGAAGAAUCCAAGGAUCCUGCCUAGGAGGAUGUAUAGUAGAUAUUGCUGUAGUGGAUACUAGAGGAAGAUGGAUGGAUGUAUCUGAUUAAACAAUAUUAAUACUAAACCAAUCUAACUAACUAUACCUAACACAACUGCCAUUACUGUAAAUAAGCUUUACACGCAUUCUCUAAAUUUAAAUAUAUUUUCCAAAAAAACUAAA
Molecule: messenger RNA, 1245 nt
Organism: Eurytemora carolleeae
Lineage: Eukaryota; Metazoa; Arthropoda; Copepoda; Calanoida; Temoridae
Exons: 8
Coding region: 41-1132 (363 amino acids)
Source: RefSeq, a predicted model, not a curated record